AUGGCGACGAUCACACAGCAACCAGGGACAUUGACGACGAAAGAGGCUGACAUACAGAUUAUGUUGGCCGCUGAAGUCCACCUCGGCACCAAGAACUGUGAUAAUUCAGUAGGUAAUAAAAGUAGGAAGUUGAAGAAAAGCUGCAGGGAUGAGCUGGAGAAAAUACAUGAUACUGAGGAUAUGCAGGAAGAUGUUGCUGCUGAAGUCAAUGAAGGUGAUAUUUCUUCACCUAUAGAGAUGGAAGAUAAAAACAAAACAGAUAGAGGUAAAAUCAAAAAGAGAAAAAUGGUAAAAUUAGGACGCAGCUCUGAAGAUCCUACACAUGAGAAGAGUGAAAAGAGAGUGAGAUUUUCAGGUCAAGUUCAGAUUUUCCCUUCAUUGAAUGAUCCAAGUGAUGAGAAGCAUGAGAUUGAGAAAGAAAAGUUAUUGCGUGGCAAGCGAUUCUCAAAGCUAGAAGAUGAAAUUGUCAAAGAGGCUGUUCAUAAAUACAUAGAGAUACAUAACUUAGGCAAAGAAGGGCUGAAAAAGGUUUUAAAUGCUAGAUCUUAUACUGAAAUUAAGGGUUGCUGGAAAGAAAUAGGGAGGGCUAUACCAUACAGGCCUUCUACUGCAGUUUAUUCUCGUGCGCAGAUCCUGUUUCGAAGGAGUGAAUCACGUAAAUGGACUGAAGAAGAGUAUGAGAUGGUACGAAAGUUCCAGAAGGAGCAUGGGAACAAUUGGAGGAUCUUAGCUGAUGAACUUGAAAAACAUCGGUGGCAUGUGAAAGAUACAUGGCGAAGGCCAAAACUGCCCAAUCAGAAUAAAGGACAAUGGACUCAGGAGGAGUACCAGAAUUUGUUUGAUUUAGUAAACACCGAUCAGAGACUGAAGCUUUCUGAAGAGAAGAAAUCUAACCAUGGGAUGCUACAGGAUAAUAUUGCAUGGGGUGUAAUAAGUGAAAACUUGUCCACGAGAACUGCUGCAAAUUGCUGCUUGAAAUGGUAUCAGGGCUGGCUGACUCAAUAA
Molecule: messenger RNA, 1005 nt
Organism: Solanum verrucosum
Lineage: Eukaryota; Viridiplantae; Streptophyta; Magnoliopsida; Solanales; Solanaceae
Product: DNA-binding protein LIV4-like
Exons: 2
Coding region: 1-1005 (334 amino acids)
Biological process (GO): translation
Cellular component (GO): ribosome
Molecular function (GO): structural constituent of ribosome
Source: RefSeq, a predicted model, not a curated record